CGAGGCAUGUCAAUACAAAUGUGGAUCCUCUCCACGACAGUUGAAAACUAGGAAUCGAAGCCUGGACUAGCAUGCAUCUCUUUCUCUUCCGUCUUCUGAUAAUUCAAUCUCUCUGCAUUUCGGACCAUUUAGCUCAUCACUUUGUUCUUUUUCCUCUUACACGCCGCUUUAUGUUUUUUGCUCUCAUGGGAUUCUCCAGUGUAUCCCCUUGAUGUUCAUCACUACGCUCUGCAGGAAGCUUCCGUAAAGUUUGAGCUUUCUGAUUCAGAUGGCAUUGAGCAGACAACACAAGGUUGGCAAUGGCUUCUCGACCAGAUGGGUUUCUUUCUUUUGCAUUGCCAGCUUCUUCCUGGGUUUUCUUGUUGUCAACAGGUUCUGGGAUGGCAAUCACGCAGUUAAAAUAGUCAAGGACACAUCAAUUAGGGAAACUUAUCUCUCAAGAGCUUUGCAUCCCUUGGUCAGCUGUAAUGAGGAGACAUCUAUUCAAGCAAGGGACAUCUUUCCUCAAGUUUCACAGACACGUGAUGUUAUCAUGGAACUGGACAAAAAAAUGUCCUCAUUGGAGAUGCAGCUUGCUGCAGCCAGAGCUGCCAAAAAUAAGCACAAAGUAGAAUCUCCUAUUUUUGCAAAUUCAGGAGAGAAAAUUAAGGAUGAGGGCAAAAUAUUCUUUGUUAUGGGAAUUAUUACAGCCUUUAGUGGCAGAAAGCUGAGGGACUCAAUUAGAAAAACAUGGAUGCCCCAAGGAAAGGAACUGAGUAAGCUGGAAAAAGAGAAGAAAAUCAUAAUUCGGUUUGUCAUAGGUCACAGUGCAACUCCAGGUGGUGUUUUAGAUCAUGCUAUUGAUGAAGAAGAUGGUAAGCAUAAGGAUUUCCUGCGACUGAGGCACAUGGAGGGAUACCAUACAUUAUCCUCCAAAACUCAAACCUUCUUUUCAACAGCUGUUGCUAAGUGGGAUGCUGACUUCUACAUUAAAGUUGAUGAUGAUGUACAUGUAAAUCUAGGUGCAGUUGGGUCAAUGUUGGCACACCAUAUGUCAAGACCACGUGUUUACAUUGGUUGUAUGAAAUCUGGACCCGUCCUUGCAAUUAAAGGUAUCAAGUACCAUGAACCUGAGUACUGGAAAUUUGGAGAAGAAGGAAAUAAGUAUUUCAGGCAUGCAGCCGGGCAAAUAUACGCAAUCUCGAAGGAUUUAGCAACCUACAUUUCAGCUAACGGGCAAAUACUUCACAAGUAUGCAAAUGAAGACGUCUCUCUGGGUUCAUGGUUUAUCGGUCUAGAUGUUGAGCACAUUGAUGAGCGAAGCCUCUGCUGUGGGAUUCCCGAUUGUGAGUGGAAGGCAGAAGCAGCUAAUCCAUGUGGUGCAUCAUUUGACUGGAGCUGUAACGGUAUCUGUAAGUCAGCAGAAAGAAUGGAGGAGGUGCACCAACUUUGUGGAGAAGGUGAUGCAGCUCUCUGGCAAUUCAAGCUCUUAAAUUAAAAUUCCCUAUUUGUAUCAAUCAUGUCUCGUGUCCCUUUGGAUGAAAUAUAGUUUUGUGAUUUAGCCUCACCCUCUGCCCAUUUUUGCCCUUGUGGAUUUAAAAGAAAAAAGAAACGAAAAAAAGUUGAUUAUGAGCUUAAAAAAUUUCAGGUAAUACGGGAAAUAGUUUCUCUUACGUCAUUCCCUCCUGCAUUCUCCUGCUCAUUAAUAUAAUACCUAUGCCAAGAUGGUAAAUAUUUGAAAUAUAGAAGCUUUAAAAAAAAAAAAAAAUACAAUGUGAUAUUGUGUUCAGUAGGCAGGAGAAAGACCUGGAGAAAAUGGCCAGGAGAUGGACUCUUCUUGGUAAUAUGAUGCCUUUUCUUUUUAGACUAAAA
Messenger RNA from Prosopis cineraria, 1851 nucleotides. RefSeq names its product beta-1,6-galactosyltransferase GALT31A-like. Gene Ontology annotation, molecular function: hexosyltransferase activity. The transcript has 11 exons. The coding region runs from base 269 to 1477 and encodes 402 amino acids. NCBI's taxonomy places the organism in Eukaryota, Viridiplantae, Streptophyta, Magnoliopsida, Fabales, Fabaceae. Gene Ontology annotation, cellular component: Golgi membrane. The record is from RefSeq and is a predicted model, not a curated record.